Molecule: messenger RNA, 3708 nt
Organism: Lytechinus variegatus (green sea urchin)
Lineage: Eukaryota; Metazoa; Echinodermata; Echinoidea; Temnopleuroida; Toxopneustidae
Exons: 1
Coding region: 1-3708 (1235 amino acids)
Biological process (GO): DNA integration; proteolysis
Molecular function (GO): aspartic-type endopeptidase activity; nucleic acid binding; zinc ion binding
Source: RefSeq, a predicted model, not a curated record
AUGACAGAUAUCGAAGCAUAUUUUGUUCCUAGAGUGAAUGUGGUAGCUGAACGAUAUAGGUUCAGAAAAAGAAAGCAGAGAUCUGAUGAAACAGUGCUGCAGUUCGUCACAGCAUUACAGGAACUUGUAACACACUGUUCUUUCGGGGAGCUAAAGGAGGAGAUGAUUCGUGAUCAGGUUGUUGAAGGUGGUUGUAGCGAAAGAAUACGUGAGCGACUUCUACUUGAACCUGACUUAACUUUAAAGAAGGUUCUCGAUCUCAGUAGCUGCAUUGAAGAUGCAGAGCGAGAAGCAAGAGCUAUAUCUCAGGGAGGUGAAAGCACCAGUGAAAGCGUGUACGAGCUACGUAAGCAAGCAAAGGAAGGACAGGGAAAGGAGCAGAAACGUAGUUUCAAAGAUAGAAAGCAGAGUUGCAGAAAUUGUGGGUCUUUCAAUCACCUCACUUUUGAUGACAGUUGCAAAGCUACAGGAACAAAGUGCCACAAUUGUGGGAAGUCAGGUCAUUGGGCAAACGUAUGUCGUAGUAAAAAGUCAGUUCGUGGAUCGGUCUCAUCCAUGAAUGUUUUCAACGUGUACACUCCUGCUCUUAAUCGGAAGAUUAGAUGUGAUGUUAAGCUCGCAGGUCAGUCAAUUUCGAUGAUGGUCGACACAGGAUCAAGCGUUUCCAUCGUACCACUGAGCUUUUACAAGAAGCAUUUUGUGAUGGAAGCAUUACAGCCGUCAAAAGUCAAGCUUAGAGCAUAUUCUCGAGGGAAUAUUCCAGUGGCUGGAGUGAUUCAUACCAAAGCUAAGGUCGGAACACGAUCUACGGAUGCAACUAUUUAUGUUGUCUACAAGGGGUCUGCAUUGUUAGGGCUUGAUUUAAUUGAGGACCUAGAUCUUACAAUCAAGGGUGGAAGUGCUUACGUCGAUAGCGUAGAUGAUAUUGCCCCAUCGACAACACCAGCAGAGGCUUCCAGUGCAUGUGAAUCCGUGGAGAAGGAGUUUCAAGAUCUCUUUUCGCCGGGUCUUGGCUUCGCGAAAAACUACCAGCAUCGUAUCAAGGUCAAGCCUGAUUAUCCACCGGUUCAGCAAAAGCUACGUCGAUUGCCGUUAGCAGUGAAGGAUCGCGUCUCUCAGGAGUUAAAACGUCUCGAAGAAGCGGGUGUAAUUGAGAAAAUUGAUGCGAGUGAGUGGGUGUCACCCAUUGUCGUGAGCACAAAAAAAUCUGGAGAGAUUCGAUUGUGCGUAGAUUUACGAGAAGUAAAUAAAGCGAUUGUCGUAGAUCGUUUUCCAUUGCCAGAUAUCGCAGAAUUGUUUUGUGAAUUGGAAGGAUCAUCAGUUUUCUCUAAGCUGGAUCUUGCAUCAGCUUAUCAUCAGUUGGAGUUAGCUGAAGAGAGCCGUGAUUUGACUGCAUUCAUUACUCACGACGGGUUGUUCAGAUACAAGAGAGUCUGCUUCGGAUUAGCAUCCGCUCCAUCGACCUUCCAGAAGAUGAUGACUUCUAUCCUAGCAGGUUUACCUGGUGUACAGUGCUACCUGGACGAUGUCAUUGUAUACGGGAAAGACAAGACAGAGCAUGACAAACGCUUAGCAGAUGUUCUCACUCGGAUGCAAAAUGUUGGACUUCGUCUGAACAAUAAGAAAUGUAAGUUUCACCUAACUGAGUUAAGUUACUUAGGUCAUUCAGUCAGUAGUGAGGGAAUAUCGCCCGAUGAUGACCAUAUUGCUGCCAUUCUGAAGGCACCAGCACCCACAGACGUGGGGGAGCUUAGAUCUGCUCUAGGGUUGACAAAUUACUAUGCUAAAUUUGUUGAGAAUUAUGCCACAGUAGUAGAACCUUUGAGAUGUUUAUUACGUAAGGAUGUUCCAUUUGAAUGGGGUGUAGAGCAACAGAAUGCAUACGAUAACAUUAAGGAAGUGAUUGCUCAGAAGGUAGUACUCAAGUUUUUCAAUCCUAACCUUCCUACUGUUGUAACAACUGAUGCUUCAGACUAUGGUCUAGGGGCGGUACUGAGUCAAGUAAAGAAUGGUAGAGAAAUACCAGUCGCAUUUGCAUCAAGAUCAUUGACACCUGCAGAAAGAAAAUACUCUACAGGUGAGAAAGAAGCUCUUGCUUGCACUUGGGCAUGUCUGAAGUGGUAUACUUACCUUUGGGGUCGACAUUUCACAUUAAUGACAGAUCAUAAGGCCUUAGUGACAUUGUUAAAUGCUAGGGGUACUGGAAGACAACCUAUGCGAAUAGCAGGAUGGUAUGCCAAACUGUUGCACUUUGACUAUCAUGUUGAGUAUAAGAUGGGCAAAGAUAACUUUGUAGCAGAUGCAUUGUCAAGACUGCCUCAAAAUCAGUCUUCAGUAGAUCAUGUAGAUGGAGGAGAUAAGGAAGAGGAAGAGGAGGAAGUGGUUCUUAGUUUAGAUGAAGAGUGCCCAAUUUCGAUCUUAGAAUUACAGAAAGCUACUAAGGAAGAUCCAAGUUUGGUUCAGGUUAGGAAGUUUGUAGAAGAGGGUUGGCCUGCAAAACACACCUUAUCUCUGGAGUUGAGACCAUUGUAUGUACUCAGAGACGAGUUUUCCAUUGUUGAUGAGGUUGUCAUGAGGGGUGAUAGAAUAGUUGUUCCUGCCACACUACAAAGCAAACUUGUUCAAUUUGCACACUCUGCCCACCAGGGCAUUGUACGUACCAAGUCAAGAUUACGGGAUGAUUAUUGGUUUCAAGGAAUGGAUAGAGUAGUAGAAGAAGCUAUCAAAACCUGUUCAAUUUGUAGAGAAAAUGACAAGUCACAGCGCACAUAUAAUGCACCCAUGCAAUCUGUGCCAUUCCCUGAUUCGCCUUGGGAAAAGAUUUGUAUAGACAUCACAGGGCCAUUUGAGAAGGCUCCUCCAGAUCAAAAAUAUGCAAUUGUUGUAGUGGACUAUCACAGUAAAUGGCCAGAAGUUGCAUGUUGUAACACAGUUACAAGUAGAGUGGUUAUCAGCAUGUUAGAAUCACUAUUUGCAAGAGAAGGGAUUCCUACCCACCUUGUAUCAGAUAAUGGUACUCAGUUUGUUUCUCAUGAGUUUACUGAAUUUCUAGAGAAGUAUGGUAUCAAACACUGCCGAUCAUCUCUCUACUACCCCCGGGCAAAUGGAGAAGUAGAGAGGUUUAACCGUGUUCUAAAAUCAAGCAUCCAAAAUGCUCUGAUUGCUGGGAAGAGAUGUAUGAAGGAAACUGUCCUAGAAUUGUUGUUGGCUUACAGGGCAACUCCUCAUCAAACAACAGGGUGUUCACCCUCCGAAUUGUUGCAUGGUAGAAAAAUGAGAACUAAGUUACAGGUUCAAAACAAAAUGCCAAACAAAACUGACAAACAAACUGAAGAGGUAAAAGAAAGAGUUGAAAUGAAACAAAAGAAAUCAAGAGAGUAUACCGAUACGAAGAGAGGUGCAAGGCAACCUCACUUUAAGGUGGGAGACUAUGUUCGGGUCCGCAAACAAAGACACGUUCAUAAGGGGCAAGUGCACUUUGGUUCACCAAUGAAGAUUGUCAAACAAAAGAACGAUGCAACAUAUCAGUUAGAAGAUAGGAGUACAUGGAAUGCAUUUCAUUUGUCUCCUUGCCCAGAAAGUCCAGAAAAACAAGAAGUGAGGCAAGAUGCUGUAGAAGAGGGGAAGGAGGUAGUGCACCAAGAAUUGAGACGUAGUACUCGUAAUAGAAAAGAACCCGAGUACUAUGGAAAUUAUGUGAAGUAUUGA